AUGCAAGCGCAAGUUCUGAUGUUACAGACUGAUAUAGACGAAGCUAACUAUUUUGUAGACAUCGAUGAGCAAGUAUUUGCUUUGAAACACAAGUCAAAAAAUUGGAUAGCAGAAAUUGAAAAUCGUUUAGAGAAAAAUUCUCAAAAAUCCAAUAGGAAAAGUUUAUCAAAGUACUCAUCAGGUUCGAGUAAAUCAAGUAGAUCGCAAUCAUCAACCAAAGAAAAGGCAAUUCAGGAAAAAAUCAGGUUAGCCGAAUUAAAGGCAGAAGCGUCGUUGUUAGAAAACCGUCAGAAGGCAGAACACUUAAGCAAGCAGUUGGAAUUAGAAGCAGAAAUAGCCAAAUCCCAAGCGCGGAAUAAAGUAUAUGAAGACUUAGAAAGAGAAUCUCAGGCAUCUGUCAUGUUACCACCCAGUCAUGUUAAGUUAAAAUCAAAGGAUUAUAUUCAUAAAACUAUUCAUGCUGACAACACUGAGAAAUGGUCACUAUCAGGUUUCGAAGCUAGACCAGAAUUGGCGCAUAAAUGGGCAAAUCCUUUACCCGAAAAAGGAAAUAUAAGUGACAUGUUCUGCAACUUGAUACGCCAACAAUCUGCUCCAGAAAAUGUUCUUGAUGCCAGGGGAAGAUUGAUUAGGCUGAUUAAAUUUACCAGUGGGGAUGCUAAAGAUCUGAUACAGCAUUGCAUACAUCUACCUGCAGACAUUGGAUACGUUACUGCUAGAGAAUUACUUAAAGAAAAAUUUGGUGAUCAAUAUGCUAUAGUUGCUGCAUAUCGUAGAGAAAUAAGACUAUGGCCUGCUGUAAAGUCUGGCGAUAAAUCCGCUUUCAGAAAGUUCCAUAACUUUCUUGUCAAAUGCAAAAAUCUGUGUUCAAUAUUAUCUUGGAAUGCAUUGGAUAAUCCAGACACCAUUUGUCUUCUCCUCACCAAAUUACCCAUGUAUUUGAGAGAUAAAUGGAAUAGAAGAGUGUUUGCUUUGAGAAAGUGUGAGAAAGAACCAGUAUUUGCAGAUUUUGAAAGAUUUAUAGAUGAGGAGGCUACACUAGUUUGUGACCCUAUGUUUUCACGUGAAGCAAUUGAAAUGUAUGGAAAUGGUUCGAACAACAGAAGAAAGCUAAAAUGUAAUUUUACUCGUACCAAAGAUAAAAAUACUUCAGGAUAUAAAUCAUCUGAUAAGAAUCAAUGCCAGAUAUGUGACGGAAACCACGAUCCAGACGAAUGCAACAAAUUCUUAUCCAAAACAGUUGAUGAUCGUAGCAAGUUGUUAUCAGAGAAAAGACUUUGUUAUGGAGGUUAUGAGCCAAUUAGUAAAAGUCAUUAUGCUAGAAUUUGUUCUAAGCGCAGAAAAUGUAAAACCUGUGAUGGCAACCACCCUACUGGACUCCAUGGUUUCAAACUGAAGAAGUCAAAUAAAGAAAAGGAAGAAGACGAGCAGAAACCUUUAAUAUCUUCUGCUACUGGCUUCGAAAAUAAUUACAAUGCUACCAGUAUGUGUGUCGUACCUGUUAUUCUCCGCCAUACAAAUACUGGAAAAGAAAUUCAAACUUUUGCAAUGCUGGACUGUUGCAGUCAAGGGACCUUUGUAAAAGAAAGUUUGGUUUGUGCCCUUGAUAUUGAUGCUCCAAAAACUUCAGUGACUGUUAAAACGAUGAACGGCGAUCGGACGUUUUCAUCUUCGGUAGUGACUGGUUUGGAGGUUUGUACAGCAAUACCAAAAUUGGAAAAAUGUUGGAUCAAGUUACCAAAGUCGUACACAAAGCACGAUCUCCCAAUGAAUUCUGAGGAUAUUAUUACUUCAAAAAAGAUAUCAAGUUGGAAUUAUUUGCAUGAUAUUGAAGACGAAAUUUCGAAAACUCCAGGGGACGUUGGUCUCUUAAUUGGUGCAAAUUGUGUGAAAGCUCUGGAACCACUAGAAUUGAUCUCUAGUAUGAUGGGCGGACCAUAUGCCGUUAGAACUAAGCUUGGUUGGUGUGUUGUUGGACCAAUUCAGUCAAAUGGUAGCGCCAGAAGUAUCAAUUGUCAUAACAUUAUUAUUAGCAACAUUGAAAGCGUAUCAUCAUCAGCAACUAGCUUCGUCGCAAAAGAAAGUAUACACGACUCGGGCAUUGCAGAAAUGCUGCAUCAAAUUUAUCUUCAUGAUUUUACAGAGCCAAAACUUGCUGACUUGAAGGUGAAUGAGCCAGAUUCCGAGGAAAUUUUGUUUGAAGAUCGCAAAUUCAUGCAGUUAAUGGAAAAAGAGACCAAGUAUGAAGAUGGACACUAUAUCUUGCCAUUACCAUUAAAGGACCCAGAAAUUAUUCUACCAAACAAUCGCAAACAAGCAGAACGAAGGUUAGAACAACUUAAAAGGCGUUUCAAAAGAAAUGACAAGUUCUUCACAGACUACAAGAAAUUCAUGGAAGACAUGAUAACUAGUGGGUUUGCGAAACAAUCGGAUAAUCCACCUCCAGAAGGAAAAACAUGGUAUAUCCCACACCACGGUGUAUAUAAUGAAAAUAAACCUGGCAUAAUCCGAGUUGUGUUUGAUUGUGGGGCUGAGUUUGACGGGGUUUCAAUCAACAAAAUGUUAAUGUCUGGACCUGAUCUAACCAAUCAACUUGUAGGAGUUGUGAUGAGGUUUAGAGAAGAAUUAAUUGCAUUCAUGGCAGACAUAGAAAAAAUGUUUUAUCAAGUGAGAGUUUCUGAAAAGCAUAGAAGUAUGUAUCGUUAUUUGUGGUGGCCACAAAACGAUAUCAAUCAAGAUCCAGUAGACCAUGAAAUGUGUGUUCAUGUGUUUGGAGCAGCAUCAUCGCCUAGUUGCAGUAAUUAUGCCCUUAAACGAACUGCAACCGACUUUAUAGAUCUAUUUGGAAUUGCAGCAGCUGAAAUACUAAGAAAUAACUUCUAUGUAGAUGAUUUAUUAAAGUCUGUGAGGGAAAGAAAAGUGGCGAUUGAAUUAAUAAAGCAGGUAGUAAAUAUGUGUCAAGCAGGAGGAUUUAACCUUGUGAAAUUUGUAUGUAAUGAUUCCAACGUUUUAGAGAGUCUUCCAGACGACAAGAAGAAGAUUUCAUCUUCACCACUCGAUAUUAACACUUGUAGUGACCCAACUAUGGAAAGAGCUCUUAGAAUUUCGUGCAAUUUGGAGUACGAUUGUUUUGAGUUCAAGGUUACAUUUCGUGAAAAGCCCAUGACACGCAGAGGGAUGUUAUCGAUGCUAAGUUCAAUAUAUGAUCCAUUAGGAUUUAUUGGACCGUUCAUUCUUCGAGGUAGAAGAAUAAUCCAACAUCUGUGUUAUGACAACUUUGGUUGGGAUGACAGAGUACCAGUAGACGUUGUGGAGAAUUGGCAUAAGUGGAUAAGUAAUGUUAGAAAGUUAGAAAAUGUAAAAAUAAAUCGAUGUUUUCAUCCAAAAGAUUUUGGAGAAAUAGUAGAGUCUGAAUUACAUCAUUUUUCUGAUGCAUGUAGUAGUGGUUAUGGUCAGGUGUCUUAUUUGAGGAUAAAAAAUGAAAGAGGGAGGAUACAUUGUGCCUUUGUAUCUGGAAAAUCAAGAGUGGCCCCAAAGAAGUUUAUAUCAAUACCACGUUUGGAGUUAACCGCUGCUGUUUUGUCGAUCAAGAUGUCCAAGGUCAUAAAGAAGGAAUUAACAUAUCCCAUAAAUAAUGAAUUCUUCAGGACGGAUAGUCAGGUCAUUCUGAGUUACAUUUGUAAUUCAGAAAAAAGAUUUAAAAUUUUUGUGGCAAAUCGGAUUCAAAUCAUUAAAGAUCACUCAGAUGUUAAUCAAUGGCAUUACAUAAACACUAAAGACAAUCCAGCUGAUUAUGCUUCUCGAGGAAUAAGGGUUAAAUCCUCCUGCUUGACACAUAUUUGUCAAGCAGGAGGAUUUAACCUUUCAUCUCGGUAG
Hydractinia symbiolongicarpus is the source of this 3876-nucleotide messenger RNA. RefSeq lists its product as uncharacterized. The record is from RefSeq and is a predicted model, not a curated record. The coding region runs from base 1 to 3876 and encodes 1291 amino acids. The transcript is spliced from 3 exons. NCBI's taxonomy places the organism in Eukaryota, Metazoa, Cnidaria, Hydrozoa, Anthoathecata, Hydractiniidae.